AUGGAAAGAUGGAGAGCCUGAAGUCCCAGGAGCAUACAGAGAAGGAAAACAGCCAACGUGGAGGGCCUGGCCCAGAUCGCUGCCUCAGCCUCCCGAGGAUUCUGGACCCUGCCUGAAAACCUGACGGUUGUGGAGGGGACUUCAGUCAAGCUGCAGUGCGGGGUCAGUGCCCCUGGCAGUGUGGUGCAAUGGGCCAAAGAUGGGCUACUCCUCGGCCCUGACCCUAGGAUCCCAGGCUUCCCGAGGUACCGCCUGGAAGGGGAUCCUGCUAGAGGUGAAUUCCACCUGCAUAUAGAAGCCUGUGAACUCAGCGACGAUGCAGAGUAUGAGUGCCAGGUCGGCCGCUCAGAGAUGGGCCCCGAGCUCAUGUCACCCAAAGUGUUCCUCUCCAUCCUGGUUCCCCCCAAGGUGCUUCAGCUGACCCCUGAGGCAGGGAGCACGGUCACCUGGGUAGCUGGGCAGGAGUAUGUGGUCAGCUGUGUGUCUGGGGAUGCAAAGCCAGCACCUGACAUCACCUUCCUCCAGAGUGGACGAACAAUAUCUGACAUCUCUGCUAACGUGAAUGAGGGGUCCCAGGAGAAACUCUUCACCACAGAGGCCACAGCCAGGGUGACACCCCAGAGCUUGGAUAAUGGGCAAUUACUGGUCUGUGAGGGGUCCAGCCCAGCCUUGGACACCCCUAUCAAGGCUUCAGUCACCAUGAAUGUUCUGUUCCCCCCAGGACCCCCUGUCAUCGAGUGGCCAGGCCUGGAUGAGGGACACGUGCGGGCAGGGCAGAGCUUGGAGCUACCAUGUACUGCCCGAGGGGGAAAUCCACCAGCUACACUGCAGUGGCUGAAGAAUGGCCAGCCCAUGUCCACAGCGUGGGGCACAGAACAUGCCCAGGCGGUGGCACGCAGCGUGCUGGUGAUGACCGUGCGGCCAGAAGACCAUGGAGUACGGCUCAGCUGUGAGGCCCACAACAGCGUAUCUACAGUGACCCAGGAACGCAGCAUCCUGCUGCAAGUUGCCUUUCCCCCCAGUGCCAUUACUAUCCUGGGAUCUGCAUCCCAGUCUGAGAACAAGAAUAUGACGCUCUCCUGUAUCACCAAGUCCAGUCGACCGCGGGUCCUGCUGCGAUGGUGGCUGGGCUGGCGGCAGCUGCUGGCCACAGAAGAAACAGUCACAGAUGGCCUGCAUGGCGGCCACAUCUCCAUGUCCAAUCUGACAUUCUUGGUGCGGCGGGAGGACAAUGGUCUGACCCUCACAUGUGAGGCUUUCAGUGAGGCCUUCGCCAAAGAGACCUUUAAGAAGUCACUCAUCCUGAAUGUGAAAUAUCCUGCCCAGAAGCUGUGGAUCGAGGGACCCCCAGAAGGGCAGCGCCUCAGGGCUGGGACUCGGGUGAGGCUGGUGUGCUUGGCCAUCGGGGGCAACCCAGACCCCUCCCUCACCUGGUACAAGGACUUGCGCGCCGUGACCGAGCCGCGGCAGCCUCAGGAGCCGCGGCGGGUGCAGCUGGGAAGCCUGGAGAAGUCGGGGAGCACCUUCUCCCGCGAGCUAGUGCUGAUCACAGACCCGUCGGACAACCUGGCCAAGUUCACGUGCAAGGCGGGCCAGCUCAGCGCAUCCAAUCAGCUAGUGGUGCAGUUUCCCCCAACGAACGUGACAAUCGUCGCCAACGCGUCGGCACUGCGUCCAGGGGACGCCUUAAACUUGACGUGCGUCAGCAUUAGCAGCAACCCGCCGGUCAACUUAUCGUGGGACAAGGAGGGGCAGAGGCUGGAAGACGUGGCCGCACCCCCGCGAAGCGCCCCGUUCAAAGGCUCCGCAGCGGCCAGAAGCGUCCUUCUGCGAGUGUCAUCCCGCGACCACGGCCACCGUGUGACCUGCCGCGCCCACAGCGCAGAGCUCCGCGAAACCGUGAGCGCCUUCUACCGCCUCGACGUGCUAUACCGUCCAGAGUUCCUGGGGGAGCAGGUGCUCGUGGUGACGGCGGUGGAACAGGGCGAGGCCCUGCUGCCUGUGUCCGUGUCUGCUAACCCCGCCCCCGAGGCCUUUAACUGGACCUUCCGCGGCUAUCGCCUCAGCCCAGCUGGUGGCCCCCGGCAUCGCAUCCUGUCUGGCGGGGCUCUGCAUCUAUGGAACGUGACCCGCGCCGAUGAUGGCCUCUAUCAGCUGCACUGUCAGAACUCGGAGGGCACCGCUGAAGCGCUGGUGCGGCUGGACGUGCACUAUGCUCCCACCAUCCGCACCCUCCAGGAUCCCACUGAGGUGAAUGUCGGGGGUUCCGUGGACAUAGUCUGCACCGCUGAUGCCAAUCCCAUCCUCCCAGGGAUGUUCAAGUGGGAGAGGCUGGGGGAAGAGGAGGAGGACUGGAGCCUGGAUGACAUGGAGCAGCUGUCAAAAGGGUCCACUGGGCGUCUGCAGAUUCGCCAUGCCAAACUGACCCAGGCUGGUGCUUACCAGUGCAUCGUGGACAAUGGAGUGGCACCUGCAGCCCGAGGGCUGGUCCGUCUUGUUGUCAGAUUUGCCCCCCAGGUGGAGCACCCCACUCCCCUAACUAAAGUGGCUGCAGCUGGAGACAGCACCAGUUCUGCCACCCUCCACUGCCGUGCCCAAGGUGUCCCUAACAUUGUCUUCACUUGGACCAAAAACGGGGUCCCUCUGGAUCUCCAGGAUGCCAGGUACAUGGAGCACACAUAUCACCAGGGUGGAGUCCACAGCAGUCUCCUGACCAUUGCCAAUGUGUCUGCAGCCCAGGAUUAUGCCCUCUUCACUUGCACUGCCACCAACCCCCUAGGCUCGGACCACACCAACAUUCAACUCGUCAGCAUCAGCCGCCCUGACCCCCCAUUGGGAUUAAAGGUCGUGAGCAUGACCCCACACUCAGUGGGGCUGGAGUGGAAGCCUGGCUUUGAUGGGGGCUUGCCCCAGAAAUUUCACAUCAGGUAUGAGGCUCUGGAGACUCCAGGGUUCCUGUACAUGGAUAUCUUACCACCCCAGGCCACCACCUUCACACUUACUGGGCUACAGCCUUCUACACGAUACAGGAUCUGGUUGCUGGCCAGCAAUGCCCUGGGGGACAGUGGACUAGCUGACAAGGGGACCCAGCUCACCAUCACUACGCCAGGCCUGGCUCAGCCUUCUGGAGAACCUGACUACCAGCUGCCCACAGAGCAGCCUGCAGGACCCUCGGGGUUGCCCCUGCUUCCUGUGCUAUUUGCUGUUGGGGGUCUUCUGCUGCUUUCCAAUGCCUCCUGUGUUGGGGGAUUCCUCUGGCAGCGGAGACUGAGGCGUCUUGCUGAAGGCAUCUCAGAGAAGACAGAGGCAGGGUCGGAGGAGGACCGAGUCAGGAAUGAAUACGAAGAGAGCCAGUGGACUGGAGACCGGGACACUCGAAGCUCCAUGGUUAGCACAACAGAAGUAGAGCCAUAUUACCACUCCAUGAGAGACUUCAGCCCCCACGUGCUCCCCACGCUGGAGGAGGUGUCUUAUCCCCAAGCUUUCAUAGGUCUUGAAGAUGAGGCUAUGGCCUUUCCUGGGCAUCUGUAUGAUGAAGUGGAAAGAAUGUAUGCCCCGUCUGGGGCCUGGGGACCCCUCUACGAUGAAGUGCAGAUGGACCCCUGUGACCUCCGCUGGCCUGAGGACGAGUAUGAGGAUCCCAGAGGAAUCUAUGACCAGGUGGCAGGAGACUUGGACACUAUGGAACCUGAUUCUCUCCCAUUUGAGCUGAGAGGAGAUCUGGUGUGA
Messenger RNA from Cynocephalus volans (Philippine flying lemur), 3729 nucleotides. It is a transcript of the gene NPHS1, whose product is annotated as NPHS1 adhesion molecule, nephrin. The record is from RefSeq and is a predicted model, not a curated record. The transcript has 29 exons. Gene Ontology annotation, molecular function: cell adhesion molecule binding. Lineage: Eukaryota; Metazoa; Chordata; Mammalia; Dermoptera; Cynocephalidae. Gene Ontology annotation, biological process: cell-cell adhesion. Gene Ontology annotation, cellular component: cell-cell junction; plasma membrane.